This is a messenger RNA of Lodderomyces jiufengensis, 2451 nucleotides long. RefSeq lists its product as uncharacterized. The record is from RefSeq and is a predicted model, not a curated record. The transcript has a single exon. NCBI's taxonomy places the organism in Eukaryota, Fungi, Ascomycota, Pichiomycetes, Serinales, Debaryomycetaceae. Bases 1 to 2451 code for a protein of 816 amino acids.
AUGACAAUUACUAGUCUAUUAUCACCAAAGAAAUUGUUAAAUAAAGAUAAAGAUAAAACAUCUAAUGCUACCAAAAAGCAAGAUCAAUUUUUUACAACCGAUAAUUCAUCAUCUUCAAUUUCAACAAAUAAUAAUACUACAAAACCACAAGGUAAUACUUCUACAACUUAUAAUGGUCAAAUAUCAUCUCCUCAAUUCUCAAAAUCAAAUUAUACUUCAUUGGCUCCACCACAAGUAAAUGAUCAACAAUUAGAUUCAGCAUUUUCGCCACCUUUACUGCCAAAUAAUAGAGUAAGAUCUCCAUUAUCUCAACCACCAACUACUUCAUUUGAUGAUUCAAAUUAUGGAUUUAAUCAACAUUCAACAAAUCAACAAAAUCAAAUCAAAAAUUCGCCGUUAUAUUUUUUAUCUCAUAGUGACAAUAGUAGUUCAAGUGCAGAUUCUUCAAACAAUAUAAGAAAUACAAAUAAUAAUAACAACAAUUUCAAUUUACCAAAAAUAAAUGCAAGUGUUUCUGAAGUUUCAUCAAUAAAUGAUCAAUAUUCGUUACAAUCUCCAAAGAUAAGACAACUGGGAAGACAAUCUGAUGUAUUUUCAGAUACUGGUAGUACCCACACUAGUUCACCAAAAAGAUCAUUAAGUGAUAGGGCCAAAAAGACUCCAUCAUCAUUUGUACGUCAAUCACGAUUAUUUUCAAAUGAUUUAAGCGAUAUUGAUUCACAAUCAUUAAAUUCAUUAACUGGUAGAUCACUACUUUUACAAAAUAAAACUCAAACUGAUAAUUUAGCACCAGAAUUUCAUCCAAUUGUAACAUUAUUAAAUGCACAAAAAUUAAGAACGUAUUGUAUUGGAUCAUUUCAAAUUUUGGGGUAUUGGAAUGGUGAAAAAGUGUUUUUUGAAGUUGAUUCAAAAUUAACCGGUAAUGAAUUAGCCAUUUGGAGACCACUGAAUGAUGAAUUUAUAAUUGAUGAUGGUCAUGAUGAAUUUAAACCAAAAUAUAUAAAUUUAAUAGAUUCAAAUUUCGAAUUUUUAGGUGAUUUACAAAUUAAAAUUUAUCAAGAUUAUAGGGAAGAUUCAAGUAUAAUCAUUCGUUUCCAUAAUGAGCUUGAUUUUAAUAAAUGGAUGAGUUCAAUUAUUUUAAGUAAAUUUGAAUAUAUUAAAUUGAAUGAAGCUUUCACUGCUGUUUUAUUAAGUUCAAAAGGUUCUAAAUUAUCAGAUAUUCAUGUUUUGUUAAGUCAUAAAAAAAGAUUUAUCGAAUAUGAAUGGUGUAAUAUUAGAUUACCUGAAGUUUCAUCAAAAUGGAUUAAAGUUUAUAUGGUUAUAUUACCAAGUGAUAAACAUCAUUUAGGUAGAAUUGAAUUAUAUCCAUCUGAUAAAAAAAUGCAAAAAAAACAUUUAAUUGCAUAUAUUAGUGAUUUAUCAAGUUUAUUUAAUGUAUAUCCUGAACAAUCAAAUAUGAUUGAUUUUAAUUCAAUAAUGAGUGCUUCUGGUAGUAUUCAUAUAAAUAAAAAUUAUGAAUAUUUAUUUCCAUACACUAAUCCAGAACAACAACCUCAUGGUUCAUCAGAUCCAAGAAAAUUGAUUGCAAAACAUCAUCGUGGCUCAUCCAGUAUAUCAAGAUCUGGUUCAAAUAACUCACUAUCUUCAUUAGGAGGUAAUGGUAAUGAAUUACAACCACCUUCAACUCCAAUGUCAAGAUCAAGAUCAGGCUCAUUAAAUUCAACAAAUUCAUUUUUCACACAUUCACCAUCAAAUUCAAAUUUAAAUCAAAUUACAAGAAAUAGAUCAAUUUCAAAUGUUUCUGAUUCUACAACAAAUAACACUAAAAAAUUCCAUAAAAAAUCACAAACUGAAUUUGAUUUAAAUAAAACAAAUUCAGGAUUUUUUAAAAAACAUGCAGAUGAAUUUGUUUCAACUAAUAUAAUGUAUAUAAUGCCAAUUCCACAUCCAGGAGUAAGUGCAGUUGAAACAAUGGUUCGUAAUUUUAUUCCAAUGAUUGAUUCUUUUAAAUUAUAUGGUAGACCAAAACAUUUAUUAAGUGAUAAAACAAAUCAAAAUUCAAUGUUAUUUGGAUUACCAAGUUUACCUCAUUAUCAAUAUUUAUCAACUCAUGAAUCAACUGAAGCAUUCAAUGAAUUUUUUAAAUUAACAAUGACAAAUUUUGAAAUGGAAGAUAUUUUAAAAAAUAAAAUCAACGCAUUACAAUUUAAAAAUUCAAACAAACCUUAUAAAGGACAUGGAGAUAUAAAUAAAUUAUAUGAUAAUUUAGAUUUAAGUUUUGAUGAAAUUCAUUCACCUGUUUUGAGAGGGGUUGAUGUUUCAAAUGGUAUUUCAAAUAUUAUAAAUGGUGGUGGAAAUGGAUUUAUCAAUAGUAAUGAAGAUGAUUUACCAAGUUUAGGUGAUCCAAUUAAUUUAAAUUCUCCAAGAAUUGCAAGUCCAUUAAGUGUCUAA